This is a messenger RNA of Branchiostoma belcheri (Belcher's lancelet), 3505 nucleotides long. RefSeq lists its product as uncharacterized. Gene Ontology annotation, biological process: signal transduction. The annotation marks the transcript as partial. NCBI's taxonomy places the organism in Eukaryota, Metazoa, Chordata, Leptocardii, Amphioxiformes, Branchiostomatidae. The record is from RefSeq and is a predicted model, not a curated record. The transcript is spliced from 14 exons.
CACACCCCUCCAUGACGCAGCUAUACGGGGCCACCCCAAGUGUGCGGAAAUACUGCUGCAGCACGGGGCUGAUGCCGGUCUCAGGAACGAGGAUGGUCGAACGGCGGAGGACAUCGCUGCAGAUGAGGACACCAGUAAAGCUUAUCCGGUCAUCAAAGAUGAGAAAGACCGAAUCACUCGUGGUAGAAAGGAAAUACUGAAGCUUCUCCGACAACAGAAUAAUGAAGUCUCCACACGUAAGAAAGGCUACGAUCCUGUACUCGUCCGGUUCUAUGAGGAAAGCGGAAUGACAGAGGUGAAGAAGGAUUGUCCGUUGAUAGAAGAAGCAGCUAAGCAGAGCGGGAAAACUGUAGACCAAGUGAAGAACUUCAUCGGCAACUAUCGUAGGAGUAAGGGCGACAGUAAGCGGAGCCUCCCCACAGACGACAUGGGGGCUGAGAACAUCACGGGACAUCGUGAAGACUUAGGGAUGUCGGCAAAAAAGGGAGACAGCAGUGUUCCACUCGAAAUACAGCUGCGGGGUCCUGGAAUGCAGCAGCUGUACUCCCAGGCCUGCCGCCAGGGGGCGCGACCGGUGCACAGCGUGCGCGGGCUCGUGGUUGGUCAGUUCAGAUCCGGGAAGACGUGUGUCGUCAGGAGGCUGACGGGAGAGAAGGCUGUGGAGAAUGAACCGAUCACAGACGGCAUCGAGAUUUCACCCAGCGUGAAGACCAAGACUUGGCGGAAGGCAAAAGAGGAGCCAGACGAAUUCAAGGAAACUAUGGCAGAACGCUUGGCGGAACAGCAACAAGAACAGUACAAACCACGCACCCGGACAUCGUCAGGGGCCCAAGGAGCAGUCAGGAAAAAGUCUACAGAUGCAGAAAAAGCACAGAAAAUGACAAGGAAACGGGCGCACCAGGAGAAACAAGCGAAGAACGAGACGCCGACACAAAGUCAACAGACACCAAAACUGGAGGAAGAAGAUGAAAAAGAAGGGAGAGACAUGCCGGAUGAUGUCAAAAUAAAAGCUCUACAGCGACUUCAUAGCGACGUGACGGUUCUGCAGCAAAUUCAAGACAUUCCGGAUGAUGUCAUAAUAAAAGCCAAAGAGCGACUCCAAGGUGGCAUGACCGAAGAGCAGCUUGGAACAGCCGAACACCCGCGUCUCUCCCUCUGGGACUUCGGCGGCCAGGCAACUUACUACGGCUCGCACCAGUGCUUCUUCACGUACCGCGGGAUCUACAUCCUGGUCAUGUCAUUGCUGCAGAAGCUGUCCGACCCAGUUCCUGAUCUGGACUACAAGGCGGCAGCGGACAAUCUCGUAACUGGAAGAGACUACUUGGACCACUGGCUGAACUCAGUCCGCACACACACCCUGGUGCACGGGCGGGAGCAGACAGGAGAGCCGCGUGUUGUUUUGGUCCUCACACACAAGGACAGGGUCGAUGAGUCGGACAUUGAGGAGUACAAGAAAGACAUACGUGAUCACAUCAGUGGUAAGGCCGCCGGUAAACACGUCUUACCAAAGAUAUUUGUCAUCGACAACUUCAACGAGGACAACAGCGACAUUGACGAGCUCCGAGAAUACCUCCGUGAGGUGGCGAAGGGUCUGUGGUUCAUGGGCCAGGAGGUGCCGAUGACUUGGCUUCAUCUAAAGUCCAAACUGAUGGACAAGAGGAGAGAGGACGACCCAUUCUGCCGUUUCCAAGAUGUCAUCGAUCUGGCCCGGAGUGAUGACGUGGGCAUCACGGACGACAGCCAUGUUGCCGACAUUUUGACCUUCCUACACGACCUUGGUGACAUCAUCUUCAUCAACGAACCCGUUCUCCGUGAUCACGUGGCCCUUCGACCCCAGGUGAUGAUUGACGUCUUCAAGACCAUCAUCACCGUCCCGGAGUACCAACAGGACAGGAACACGGAUGGGGAGGUUGCCGAGAUGUGGAGGAGGCUGGAGACGGAAGGCAUCCUCAGUGACAGGCUGUUGACAAUCAUCUGGACCAAAGCAGAUCAGAAGAUGCAGAAACCCUUCCUACUGCGGCACAAGCCUUUCCUGAAGCGACUGAUGGAAAAGUACUAUCUCCUCUGCAACGCCACGCCGAUCGGUGGGUUUGAUGACACUUCGUGUGAUCCUGAGAAAGAAGAGAUCUACUUCGUACCGUCUCUCCUGGCCACAAAGCCUGACGACAGCACCUUGUAUCCUGGGCACAUGAGGAGAUACCAGCAUCCUCUGUAUGUCGUAUUUGACAAUAUGUUCCUCCCAAGUGGCAUGUUCUAUCGUCUACAAGCCAUUUGUGUGCGCAGGUUCGGUCUUCAAGAGUCCCACGUGUUAGCCGGCUGCGGCCGCUUCCCUACCGACGAUGUAAAGCAACAGUUCGUGGUAACCAAAGUGAAGCACUACCUGAAGGUGGAGCUUCUGUCGGCUGAAGACCAGGCAGUGUUCACACAAGCCCUUCCUGUUAGAAAGUUCCUCAGCAGUUGUCUCUUUGAGAUCAAGGAGAAGUGGAUCCCGUCCAUCCAGUAUGACUGGUGCUUUGGGGAUGAGUCAGAAAAAGAAACCGGAAAACCAGUAUUCUACCCAAUGUGUGACAUCGAACAAGAAACGGCAACGGGAUCCAGUCGUUUUCCAGAAGACUUCAUCAAUGUCUGGAUACGUGGCAGAAGUGAUACGACAAUGUCCUGUGCAGAGAACUCAGGUGGUUCCGGACCCGUGAUGAUAGAGCCCACGCUGAACCCAGACGCAGUCCACACGAUCGGCCCUGUCCUGGACUGUAUGGAGACCUGCAGAGGGCUGAGUCUGGCGGAGUGCGAUCGGAUCAGACACGAGCUAACAUCCGUCAGCAGGUUUAAAGAGUUGGUUGCCACCGUCAACCGGGCCGGAGACAUGUGCCGUCGCUUGCUGGGAGCGUCCGUGGAAGUUUGUCUGCCUGAGAGAGCACCCAUGUUCCCCAGGGAAGAGAGAGGGAACGAAAUUGUUCUCCUACACACCGGAGACUACAAUGACAAGCUGGUGCAGCCACUGUUGAAACAGGCAGUCCAAUCGUCCAACAGGUACGGUGUAACAUUGUCUGAAGACGUCAUCGAACCAGGAGAAAUCAUCACAGACAAACUCUUGCACCAUCUUCUCGAACGGAACGUCAGAAUGGUCGUACCGAUCAUCACACCGCAGACUCUCCACAGCAGACACUGGUCCACGCUCGGGUACGAAUUCUGCGUAGAGAACAAGAACCUGGUCUUUCCGGUCUUCGUGUACCCUGAAGGAACCAGAGAGCGUUUCCUAGAGGUGCUCGGCAGGCGCUGUGCGGGGAUGUUGGAUAUGGCAUCAACAGAAGUACCAAUGGCUGAAGAACCACUGUCCAGUACCAAAAUCAGUCUCACUGCUGCACAAAUCCUGAGGAAGGUGUCGUCUUCUGUUGUGCUGUACACACGCCAGAUCACAGCUGCAGGCUGCACGGUUGUGGAGGAUGGUGUCACUAUCUUCUUUCCGAAAGGAUGUGUGAAGAAGAAAAGGUUCAUGUCUCUGGAG